AUGCAUUGCACACCACCGUCGAUAAGGAAAAUAAGUGAGAAGUACGACAAGGUCUUCGCGACGGGCUGUCAGCCCAUAAACACCGACACUCCUCGAGCGAACGCGGCCUUCGUUGUGCUCGCGAGAAACAAGGAAAUCGAUGGGGUUAUCCAGUCGAUGAAGUCGAUUGAACGACACUUCAACCGCUGGUACCGCUACCCUUAUGUCUUCCUCAACGACGCCGACUUCGAUGACAACUUCAUGGAUACUGUGAAAAACUAUACAAAUGCUCCCGUAGAAUUCGGGAAGAUCGAUGAGACAAUGUGGGGUUACCCUAGUUGGGUCGAUCACGAAGUCGCCAAAGAAGGUAUCCGGAAACAAGGUGAUGCCGCGAUUAUGUACGGUGGCAUGGAAAGUUACCAUCACAUGUGUCGGUUCUAUUCUGGGUUCUUCUACAAGCAUCCUCUCCUGAUGAAGUACGAGUGGUACUGGCGGUUGGAGCCCGAGAUCAAGUACUUCUGCGACAUCACUUAUGAUCCUUUCCUCAAAAUGGCCGAGGCCAACAAGACCUACGGAUUCACCAUCGCUGUCAAGGAGCUUCGCGAAACCGUACCGAACAUUUUCCGCUAUGCUUCCGCUUACAAGAGGAAGAAUAAUAUCAAGUCCCAAGGGCUGUGGGAGAUGUUCUUAGAGCCCCGCGAGGAACCGAAUCCCGAAGAACAGCAACCAGAGAGCCUUCCUGAGGAAAUCCUCAUUACCGAGCCCGGCGAGAAGAAUGAAAUCGAUCCUGAAACCAUGGAGGGAGAGAGCUAUAACAUGUGCCACUUCUGGAGUAACUUCGAAAUUGCGCGUUUAGACUUCUUCCGGAGCAAGGAAUAUGAGGAUUUCUUCGAGAUGAUGGACAGGAGUGGUGGUUUCUGGAUGGAAAGAUGGGGUGAUGCACCCAUCCAUUCGCUCGCUGCCGGUGUGCUCCUGUCACCCAGUGACAUUCACUAUUUCCGCGACUUCGGCUACCGACACACCACUAUCCAGCAUUGCCCUGCAAACGCACCUGCCCGACAAUUACCGCGCAUCCCUUACCUCGAAACAACGACCGAGGAUGAGAAGGAGCGUAUUGAAGAGGACGAGUACUGGGCCAACCCAGAUCCUGUCAAGGAAAAUGGUGUUGGCUGCAGAUGCAGGUGUGAUACAGAUAUUGUGGAUGUUGAGGGGAAGCAAGGCAGUUGUCUCGCAGAAUGGGUGGAUGUUGCUGGAGGGUGGGCAUCUCCAUAG
Molecule: messenger RNA, 1251 nt
Organism: Aspergillus mulundensis
Lineage: Eukaryota; Fungi; Ascomycota; Eurotiomycetes; Eurotiales; Aspergillaceae
Product: glycosyltransferase family 15 protein
Exons: 6
Coding region: 1-1251 (416 amino acids)
Biological process (GO): cell wall mannoprotein biosynthetic process; protein N-linked glycosylation
Cellular component (GO): Golgi apparatus; membrane
Molecular function (GO): alpha-1,2-mannosyltransferase activity
Source: RefSeq, a predicted model, not a curated record